CCCUGCUCCAAAACUCGUAAUAGUGAGGGACCACGCAGCUUGUCAUUCCCCAGCAUAUCGGCUGGCGUGUCACCUUAUCUCCCACUGUGUGUCCGGGGACUAUUUCACAUAUUUCUCCCGAAGGAUUUCCACGGCGUUCAAUUAGGUCUGUGCAUGCUAAUGGGUGUCUUUGGACGGCUGCCUCCCUCGUCCAUGUGUGGCUCUCUGAGAGCGCUGUGAGCAGCAGCAGCAGCAGCAGCACCUUGGAUCAGCAGAAGGAGGAGGAGGAGGAGGAGGAGGAGGAUUUUUUCUCCUACCGUACCGUGUCGUGCACAGUGGAAAUACACUCGCCUGCUCUGGGUACUAUCAAAACGAAAGGGAGGGAAGAAGAAGGAGAAGGAGAAGGAGACGAAGUAAGAAGCAUAAGGGCUUAUCUUUUUGGGGGGUCACCCCAGACUAUAUUUGGUUUGAAUUGUCAACGGGACAGGCCUGCUACAUUGGACGUGUCUUCAGAAUGAAUCACUCAAACUAAACUGGCAUUGUAACCACAUUUGAUGUUGAAAAUAGUGUGGAGGCAGCCAUGGAAGUGAAGGAACGUAGACCUUACCGCUCACUCACUGCCCGGCAGGACACAGAGCGCCGUUACACCAGCUCCUCAGCAGACAGCGAGGACGGCAAACCCAACCCCAAAUCUUACAGCUCCAGCGAAACACUCAAGGCCUUCGACCAUGACUCAAGGAUGGCCUACGGGAGCCGUGUCAAGGAAAUGGUUCAUCACGAGGUGGACGAGUUCAACCGGCAAGGAGCAGACUUUUCCCUUCGAAACCUUGGCUUUGGAGAGGGUCUCCCAUCCCACGUAGCCACGUACAGGACUGACCUGGGGAUGCCACACCGCGACUACUCAGUCAGUGUGGGCUCAGAUGCAGACACGGAGACAGACGGCAUCAUGUCGCCAGAGCAUGCGGUCAGAUUAUGGGGCCGCAGCAACACCAAGUCAGGCCGCAGCUCGUGCCUCUCCAGCAGGGCAAACUCCAAUCUAACUCUCACUGACACUGAACACGAGAACACAGAAAACGGUCCUCCGCUGCAUUGUUCAUCCGCCUCCUCCUCCCCCGUUGAGCAGCUCCCAUACCCUCCCCCUUCCAUUGCAGCCAAUGAGAGCCAGGGAGGGUUGCUAGGUAACUGUGCGGCUCAGCCAGCCCAGGACUCUGACUCUGAGGAUGAGUUUGGCCCCAAUUCAUUCUUAGUUAAAACUGGCUCAGGGAACCUGUAUGCUCCUGCCACUGCAACUGCUGAUGACGGAGCGUUUCAAAACCACUCUCGACUGCGGACGCCUCCUCUACCACUCUCCCACACCCACUCGCCCAAUCAUCAGCACCAUGCAGCCUCCAUUAACUCCUUGAACAGAGGCAACUACACACCACGGAGCAACCCAAGUCCAGCGCCCACAGACAGCUCAGUUCCCCCUGAGGGUCCGGCCAGCGGUCAAGACUCCGGCAGUGCACAGGACAACUGGCUACUCAACAGCAACAUCCCCCUGGAAACAAGGAGCCAGAAUACUCUAAUGUUUAUCAGAGAGGAGCAAGACGCUUGCAGAGAAGGGCAGGGCUCGUACAAAACAAGAAACUUAGCAAAGCAGACAUUCCUAGAGACUUUACAGGACAACCUCAUUGAGAUGGACAUUCUGGCAUCAGCACGGCAUGAUGCCUCGUACAACGACGGGCACUUCCUGUUCAAACCGGGUGGAACAUCACCGAUGUAUUGCACAACAUCACCGGGAUACCCUUUGACCUCCAGCACGGUGUACUCCCCUCCCCCACGCCCUCUGCCUCGAAACACUUUCUCUCGACCUGCCUUCAGCCUGAAGAAACCCUAUAAGCACUGCAACUGGAAAUGUGCUGCUCUCAGUGCCAUCCUCAUCUCAGUAACACUGCUGUUCCUGUUGGCCUACUUCAUUGCCAUGCACCUUUUUGGAUUAAACUGGCACCUGCAACCCAUGCAAAGACAGAUGUAUCAGCUUUCAGAGGACAAUACAAGUGGCCUACCUUUUCCUACUGAUCUGAGCUUGCCACCACUAGGCAACACAGGCUUGGAAAUACCUGACCGCAAGGGGAAAGAUGACAGCAAAUUGGACAGCUUGUUCCCAGAUGACAGCUAUAUAGAUAUGGGGGAGAUUGACGUGGGGCGCAAGGUCGCGCAGCAGAUUCCUCCUGGUAUCUUCUGGAGGUCCCAGGUCUUCAUUGAUCAUCCCAUGUACCUGAAGUUUAAUGUGUCCCUAAGCAAAGAUGCCUUAGUGGGAAUCUAUGGAAGGAGAGGUCUACCUCCGUCACACACACAGUUUGACUUUGUGGAGCUUUUGGAUGGGCGGCGGCUCCUUGCCCAGGACAUCCAUGGUCUGGAGGGGCCUGUGGCUAUGCAGCGGAGCCUGGUACCCAUCACCACACACGACACAGGUUUUAUCCAGUACAUGGACUCGGGCAUCUGGCACUUGGCCAUCUACAACGACGGAAAAGAAACUGAAACUGUCUCCUUCCUGACUACUGCCAUAGAUUCUAUUGAUGACUGUCCCAGUAACUGCUUUGGGAACGGUGACUGUGUUGCUGGAACAUGCCACUGCUUUUUAGGAUUCAAAGGACCUGACUGUGGGCGAGCCGCCUGUCCAGUGCUAUGCAGUGGGAAUGGUCAAUACCUUAAAGGUCGCUGCAUGUGUCACAGCGGCUGGAAGGGCUCCGAGUGCGACGUUCCCACCAACCAGUGCAUUGACAUCACAUGCAGUAGCCAUGGGACUUGUAUCGUGGGAACCUGUAUCUGCAACCCUGGCUACAAAGGGGAAAACUGUGAAGAAGUGGACUGCCUGGACCCAACAUGCUCAGGCCGAGGGGUAUGUGUCCAGGGAGAGUGCCACUGCUUUGUGGGGUGGGGCGGGCCAGGAUGUGAGAGCCCCAGGGCUUCCUGCAUGGACCAGUGCUCUGGACACGGAGCUUUCCUGGCAGAAACCGGAACCUGCAGCUGUGAUCCCAACUGGACAGGCCAUGACUGCUCUACAGAGAUUUGUGCAGCGGACUGUGGUGGCCAUGGCAUUUGUGUGUCGGGCAGCUGCCGCUGUGACGACGGCUGGAUGGGCACUGGGUGUGACCAGAGGGCGUGUCACCCUCGCUGCAACGAGCAUGGCACUUGCAAGGACGGCAAAUGUGAAUGCAGUCCGGGUUGGAAUGGAGAACACUGCACUAUUGCUCACUAUCUGGAUAAGGUAGUGAAAGAGGGCUGUCCCGGUUUGUGCAAUGGAAAUGGUAGGUGCACUCUGGGUAACAAUGGCUGGUACUGUGUGUGCCAGCUGGGCUGGAGGGGCAAUGGCUGUGACACCUCAAUGGAAACUGCCUGCAGUGAUGUCAAGGACAACGAUGGAGAUGGCCUGGUGGACUGCAUGGAUCCAGACUGCUGUCUGCAGGCAACCUGUCACACCACCUCUCUGUGUGUGGGCUCCCCGGACCCCCUGGACAUCAUCCAGGAGACACAGAUGUCCUCUGCACAGAACAACCUGCAGACUUUCUAUGACCGGGUGCACUUCCUCGUGGGAAGGGACAGCACCCACAUCAUCCCUGGAGCCAACCCCUUCGAUGGAAACCAUGCUUGUGUCAUUCGUGGACAAGUAGUGACCUCGGAUGGAACACCACUGGUUGGAGUCAAUAUCAGUUUCAUCAACAACCCAUCCUAUGGUUACACAAUCACUAGGCAGGAUGGAAGUUUUGACUUGGUGACCAAUGGGGGCAUAGCUAUAGCCCUGCACUUUGAGCGCGCUCCAUUCAUCACCCAGGAGCACACUCUCUGGUUGCCGUGGGGACGCUUCUUUGUCAUGGAUACCAUCGUCAUGCGGCAUGAGGAGAAUGACAUCCCUAGCUGUGACCUCAGCAGCUUUACCAGGCCCAGCCCUGUGGUAUCCCCAGCUCCACUCACCGCAUUCGCUGGCUCCUGCUAUGAAAGGCGAACCGUCGUACCCGAAAUCCAGUCUCUACAGGAGGAAGUGCCUAUACCAGGGACAGAAAUGAAACUCGGCUAUUUAAGCAGCAGGACCCCAGGUUACAAGUCAAUACUGAGGGUGACCCUCACCUACUCCACAAUCCCUUUCAACUUGAUGAAGGUUCACCUUAUGGUGGCUGUGGAAGGCAGGCUGUUCAGAAAGUGGUUUCCUGCAGCCCCAAACCUCUCUUAUGACUUUGUGUGGGACAAGGCUGACGUCUACAGCCAGAAGGUCUAUGGCUUGUCUGAAGCUUUUGUAUCUGUGGGUUUUGAGUAUGAGUCAUGUCCAGACCUUAUUCUAUGGGAGAAGAGGACUGCUGUUCUGCAGGGCUACGAAACCACUGCCUCCAAACUGGGAGGAUGGACUAUAGACAAGCACCAUGCUUUAAAUAUCCAGAGUGGUAUUCUUCAUAUGGGCAAUGGGGAGAACGUCUUCAUCUCUCAGCAGCCUCCUGUAAUCGGCAGCGUGAUGGGGAACGGGCGCAGGCGCAGCAUCUCCUGCCCCAGCUGUAAUGGCCUUGCUGAUGGAAACAAGCUGCUGGCCCCUGUGGCUCUGGCCUGUGGCUCAGAUGGAAGUCUGUACGUGGGCGACUUCAACUAUGUGAGGAGGAUUUUCACCACAGGGAACGUCACCAGCGUCCUGGAGCUCAGAAAUAAAGACUUCAGGCAUAGCAACAGCCCUGCUCAUAAGUACUACCUGGCCACCAGUCCAGUGAACGGUGCUGUGUACCUUUCGGACACCAGCAGCAGGAAGGUGUUCAAGGUGAAAUCGCUGAAUGUUGUGAAAGAUGUGGCCAAGAAUCUGGAGCUGGUGGCAGGCACUGGUGACCAGUGUCUCCCAUAUGAUGACACUCGUUGCGGGGAUGGAGGAAAGGCUGUCGAUGCCACUCUCACUAACCCAAGAGGCAUUACCGUGGAUAAGUACGGAGUAAUCUUCUUUGUGGAUGGGACCAUGAUUCGCAGGAUUGAUCAGAAUGGUAUCAUCUCUACUCUUCUGGGCUUCAAUGACCUGACCUCUGCCCGACCUCUCAGCUGCGAUGCUGUGAUGGACAUCUCUCAGGUGCGUCUUGAGUGGCCAACAGACCUGGCAGUGAGUCCCAUGGACAACUCCCUGUACGUCCUGGACAACAACGUAGUACUCCAAAUCUCAGAAAACCAUCAAGUCCGUAUUGUAGCUGGCCGGCCCAUGCACUGCCAAGUGCCUGGGAUUGACCAUUUCCUCAUGAGCAAAGUGGCCAUCCAUGCCACCCUGGAAUCCGCCAAUGCCUUGGCUGUGUCCCACAAUGGCAUUUUGUACAUUGCUGAGUCAGAUGAAAAGAAAAUAAACAGAGUACGACAGGUGUCCACCAAUGGAGAGAUCUCCCUGGUUGCAGGAGCACCAAGUGGCUGUGACUGCAAGAAUGAUGCCAACUGUGAUUGUUACUCUGGAGAUGAGGGCUAUGCCAAGGAUGCUAAGCUGAAUGCACCCUCUUCUCUAGCAGUGUGUCCAGAUGGAGAGCUUUAUAUUGCAGAUCUGGGCAACAUUCGUAUCCGUUAUGUGCGCAAAAACAAGCCCUAUCUGAAUCCUCUCAGCAUGUAUGAGGUGUCCUCUCCCAUUAAUGAUGAACUCUAUCUGUUUGAUUCUAAUGGCAGCCACAUUUUCACGCAAAGUCUGACUACAGGAGACCACCUCUACAAUCUGACCUACACCGGAGCAGGAGAUCUGAGCAGCAUUACUGAUAAGAACAAGAACACAGUGACCAUUCGACGUGACACAACAGGGUUGCCUCUGUGGCUGAUGGUCCCUGAUGGACAGACAUUCUGGUUCACCAUUGGCACCAACAAUGCCCUUAAAACUCUGGCUGCCCAGGGUCAAGAACUAGCUGUAAUGACCUACCAUGGAAGUUCAGGACUGCUAGCAACUAAGACGAAUGAAAAUGGAUGGACAACAUUCUUUGAAUACGACAGUUACGGGCGUCUGACUAACGUCACUUACCCUACGGGCCGAGUGAGCAGCUACCGCACAGACGCCGACAGCUCAGUCCGCGUCCAGACAGAGGGCUCCAGCAAAGAGGAUAUCACCGUCACGACCAACCUGUCAGCCUCUGGCACCUUCUACACACUCAUGCAGGAUCAAGUUCGGAACAGCUAUUUCAUUGGUCUGGAUGGCUCGCUACGGCUAGUGUUGGCGAAUGGCAUGGAGGUGUCCCUUCACACAGAGCCCCAUCUGCUGGCCGGUACAGUCAACCCCACAGUCAGCAAGAGGAACGUAACCCUGGCUAUUGACAAUGGCCUCAACCUGGUGGAGUGGAGACAGAGAAAGGAGCAGGCUCGUGGCCAGGUCACUGUCUAUGGACGCAGAUUAAGGGUUCAUAACAGGAACUUGCUGUCUUUGGACUUUGAUCGAAUCACCAGGACCGAAAAGGUCUAUGAUGACCACAGGAAGUUUACCUUACGGAUCCACUACGACCACGCUGGGCGGCCUACUCUGUGGGCACCAAGCAGUCGACUGAAUGGAGUCAAUGUCACCUAUUCCCCUGGAGGGCAUGUGGCAGGUAUCCAAAGAGGUACCAUGUCUGUACGCAUGGAGUAUGACCAGAAUGGCAGAAUCACCUCCCAGAUAUUUGCCGAUGGUAAAUCGUGGAGCUACACUUACCUUGAGAAGUCCAUGGUACUGCUGCUCUACAGCCAGAGGCAGUAUAUCUUUGAAUUUGACAAAAACGACCGACUAUCCUCUGUGACCAUGCCCAACGUGGCACGGCAGACCCUAGAGACCUCCCGCUCCAUUGGCUACUACAGAAACACCUACCGGCCUCCUGAAGGUAACGCUUCAGUGCUCCAGGACUACAGCGAGGAUGGCCAGUUACUGCAGACCACCUACCUGGGCACAGGCCGCAGGGUAAUCUACAAAUACGGCAAGCUUGCCAAGCUGCUGGAGAUUCUCUAUGACACCACACGCAUCGGUUUCUCCUAUGACGAGGUGGCAGGCAUGCUGAAGACAGUCAACCUGCAGAGUGAGGGCUUUACCUGCACCAUCCGCUACCGUCAGAUUGGCCCACUGAUUGACAGACAGAUUUUCCGAUUCAGUGAAGAAGGGAUGGUCAAUGCCAGAUUUGACUAUGUCUAUGACAACAGUUUUCGUGUCACUAGCAUGCAGGCUGUCAUCAAUGAAACACCUCUGCCGAUUGACUUGUAUCGCUAUGAUGAUGUGUCUGGCAAAACUGAGCAGUUUGGUAAAUUUGGAGUCAUCUAUUAUGACAUAAAUCAAAUCAUCACCACAGCAGUGAUGACCCACACCAAACACUUUGAUGCUUACGGCCGGGUGAAGGAGGUCCAAUAUGAAAUCUUUCGCUCACUCAUGUACUGGAUGAUGGUGCAGUAUGACAACAUGGGGCGGGUGGUGGCCAAAGAGCUAAAGGUUGGGCCUUACGCCAACACAACACGCUACACAUACGAGUAUGACGCCGAUGGUCAACUUCAGGUGGUCUCCAUCAAUGACAAGCCUCUGUGGAGGUACAGCUACGACCUAAAUGGCAACUUGCAUCUUCUCAGCCCUGGAAACAGCGCGCGCCUCACUCCGCUACGCUAUGAUAUCAGAGACCGCAUUACUCGUUUGGGAGAUGUCCAGUACAGGAUGGAUGAGGACGGUUUCCUCAAGCAGCGAGGGAAUGACUACUUUGAGUACAACUCAGCGGGCCUGCUGGUUAAGGUGUACAACAAAGUGAGUGGCUGGAGCAUCAAAUACCGUUACGAUGGCCUGGGCAGGAGGGUGUCAAGCAGAAGCAGCAUGGGCCACCACCUGCAGUUUUUCUAUGCUGACUUAUCCAGCCCCACUCGGGUCACCCAUAUGUACAAUCACUCUAGCUCCGAGAUCACGUCUUUGUACUAUGACCUACAGGGACACCUGUUUGCCAUGGAGCUAAGCAGCGGGGAUGAAUUUUAUGUGGCCUGUGAUAAUAUAGGCACCCCUCUGGCUGUGUUCAGUGGCUCAGGCCUCAUGAUCAAGCAAGUCCUCCAUACAGCAUUCGGAGAGGUUUACCUUGACACCAACCCCAGCUUCCAGAUCAUAAUCGGCUACCAGGGAGGUCUGUAUGAGCCUCUCAGUAGACUGGUCCACAUGGGUAGACGGGACUAUGAUGUCCUUGCUGGCCGUUGGACAACACCUGACCAUGACAUCUGGAAACGUCUAAACAGCAACCACAUCGUGCCAUUCAACUUGUACAUGUUCAAGAAUAACAAUCCUCUUAGCAACAAUGAGGAGAUGAAGUGCUACAUGACUGAUGUGAACAGCUGGUUGGUGACCUUCGGCUUCCAACUGUACAACGUCAUCCCUGGCUAUCGCAAACCGAGCACAGAAUCCAUGGAGCCAUCCUACGAGUUAGUCCGCACCCAGAUCAAGACACAAGAGUGGGAUAGCACCAAGUCUUUGCUCGGCGUUCAGUGUGAAGUUCAGAGGCAGCUGAAGGCCUUUGUCAAGCUGGAGCGUUUUGGCCAGAUCUACAGGGCCAAAAGUGCCGGAUGUCCACAGACAGAGGACGAGAAGAUCUUUGCAUCUGUUGGCUCCAUCUUCGGCAAGGGGGUGAAAUUUGCUAUCCGAAAUGGUCGCAUCAGCACUGACAUCAUCAGCUUAGCCAAUGAGGAUGGGCGCCGCAUGGCUGCAGUUCUGAACGACGCGUUCUACCUUGAAGACCUCCACUUCACUAUCGCUGGAAUGGACACCCACUACUUUGUCAAACUGGGCUCAGUAGAGGGAGACCUAUCCCUCAUUGGCAUGACAGUGGGCCAGCGCACGCUAGAGACCGGCGUCAAUGUGACGGUGUCUCAGGUCAACACUGUUCUCAAUGGCAGGACUAGGCGCAUUACUGACAUCCAGCUACAGUAUGGCGCCCUGUGUCUGAAUACACGUUAUGGCAGCAGUGUAGAUGAGGAGAAAGCUCGUGUGUUGGAGCUGGCCCGGCAGAGAGCUGUUGCCCAGGCUUGGGCCCGGGAGCGCCAAAGACUGAGGGACGGAGAGGAGGGCUCGCGAACCUGGACUGAGGGAGAGAAGCAACAGCUCCUGGGUUCAGGGAAGGUGCAGGGCUACGACGGAUACUACGUGGUUUCAGUUGACCAGUACCCUGAGCUGGCAGACAGUGUCAACAACAUUCAUUUCAUGAGACAGAGCGAAAUGGGCCGAAGGUGACAUGAACACGAGGCUCUGGAGUGACAGACUCAGAUGUAGGACAUGGGACUUCUUGCCAAAGACAGUUGUGUACAUGACCACUUUUUUUUUUCUUUGAUUGUGCUCAACUUGGUUUUUAAUAUACUGUAAAAAAGAAAAAACAUGGUUGCAAUCAGUUGCACUGUAUUAAUAGAAGAGUGCCCUUCUCCUUUUGAAGAUUCUUUAACAGUCUUUGCCCUCCAAGUGCGGCUGCUAGAGGAUGAAAAUUUGCGGCGUCUGUGACUUAUUUUUGUGACUCCAUUUCCUCGUUCCUUUUGGUGAUUCUGUUCAAAGGAAUCCAAGAGGAGUAUUGGUAAUGCAUUAUGUUCACUGGCUCACUCUGUUGCCAGACUUGCAGAUUGUUAUUCACAAGCUUGCUCCAUUCUGCCUUUUCUGCACCUCAGCCAAGGAGAUUCCUUCUCUUUUAAUCACUUCUUUUUUAUACUUGAAACCCUCAUAGCCCCAGUCAUCCAUAAGUAAUGAGAGAGAUUUCUGUUGGCGGUAGAGCCCUUCAUCAAAACCCCUGCUGAACUUGUCAAAGCACCUUCAUUUGUGUGAUGUCUUGUAAUUUCUUAAGAGGAGGAUUGAUACUCAUCUGUGGUCUUAGCUUGGAAGGCUUCAGUGCACCCUGACUGUGCAUGUUGAUGGCCUUCUUUAUGAACUACAAAUUUAGCAAAACUGCUUAAUCAAGCUUAAAUUGUAUGGUCAAGCCAACAAAGGGAUAUGAGGUCACUUUUUUAUUUUGUGUGUAUUUUAUUUUUUAACUGGAAUUUCUUUUUCCAAGGAAGAAAAUGAAAACAGAAUAAAUUGCUCUUUGCUCCUUUUUAUUUGACUGUGGUCAAACAACUCGAUUAUUAAGAGCCAACCCUGUAAGAAAAUACUGUGGAAUUAAUGUCUGUAUUAAACAACAAAAGGUAUUUUACAGGAAUGGUUUUGAAUUACAUUUUAGUUUUGUUUUAUAAAUAGCUAUAUGAAUUAACAGUAUAACAAAUGUGAAUUUAAAAAAAAUGUGAACUAUUGUCCCUUUUAUUGUUAAUUGUUGUACUUGAACAAUACUUAAGGGUGUUUCAACACAUGGAAUAAACUAUGAAAGGUGGUUUAGUUAAAUCAAUUACUGUGUUUUUCAUUAGACAGAGUGACAGACUACGUUUUACUGAUCUCAAUUGCAUAUGAAAGGCAGUGUUUGUUUAUCAUUGAGCUUAAGUCAGUAUUCCUCACCACAAUGUCCAAUCAAAUAAAGCUUGGGAUGAAAAUAUUUUUAAAAAGUGAGACUACAAAGAUGGUUAAAGAAACCAAUCUCAUCAGUGAUACAUACUACAUCAAGAUAUUGGCUGCUGAGAUAUAUGGGCUUUGCAUUGUGUUGUGGGUGACAUGAAAGAUACAAAUUGCCUUUGCCCUAAGGGCUGCCCGCAGGUCAGCAUCGAAAGUGCUUUCAUUCUCCAGAAUAGGGCUCCACUUGGUCCCAUGGCUGGCUGAAAUGCAUUAGACCUGCUAGUGUACUAGUUCCCGUUUACAGACUAAAGGUCGUCUAUACACACCAACCUUGGAAAAAACCCACGUGGACACAUUCUAGCUCCCAUAUGUCCAUGUCCUCCUCAGUGGAGACUGCAAAGGACAAUUCUGCUCAUUCGAAAAUGUCAUGUGAAAACUCAAGAGGAGACUUUUUUGGAAAUUGUGACAUUGAUGUGACUUCUAGUACUUUUUGAACUAUGCCAAGCCACUGCACACUCUUGACUUUCUUAUCAUUUUUCCAUCAAAAUAUGAACUUGUUUGUGUGUGAAGGGGUGGUGGGAGCAUGAUUGAGUGUCUCAAUCUGUACAAAUGUUAAAGCAAACAGUACAUGGUUCUUUUUUUUCUGCUGUUGGUUGAUUCAGUGACGUUUUGUUUCCAAAAAAAUAUGUAUGUUCAACAUUAUAUGAAUGAAGGAUAUUUGCAUUGUGGAAUAUUGCACUGAGAACUGUUGCGUCAUAAGACUGUAUCUUUUUCUAAAGUUUUGGACUCAUUUUGAGUUUUGGUUUGUUCUCAACACUGUGUUUUUAGCGCUUCUCUUUGACCAUGUAAAUAUGAGGACAUCAAAGUAAGCUGUAAAUAAAAUGCAAAUGUAGAUACCUCUUAGAGCUACAUCAGUGACCCUGUGUAGUCUUAAGGUAGGAAAAAAAUAAAGGGAAUAUUUUGUGUUUA
This is a messenger RNA of Dicentrarchus labrax (European seabass), 11356 nucleotides long. It is a transcript of the gene tenm4, whose product is annotated as teneurin transmembrane protein 4. Gene Ontology annotation, cellular component: neuron projection; membrane. Lineage: Eukaryota; Metazoa; Chordata; Actinopteri; Moronidae. The transcript is spliced from 33 exons. Bases 560 to 9157 code for a protein of 2865 amino acids. The record is from RefSeq and is a predicted model, not a curated record. Gene Ontology annotation, biological process: heterophilic cell-cell adhesion; signal transduction; neuron development. Gene Ontology annotation, molecular function: protein homodimerization activity; protein heterodimerization activity; cell adhesion molecule binding.